UGAGAACUAAUAAAUGAAUUUUAUAUGGAUAAUUCUUAGUAUUGAAUGACUACACGACUGUUUAAAGUGGUUCAAUAAUUGAUUGUUGAUACAGCGAAGAGCAGCUUAGAGUCGGAAUCUGUAUGUAGUAGCAGCUAGUGAACGGGAAAGUGACAAAUGUCAAAAAUGAGUGACGUUGCUUGGCAUAUUUUUCAAGUAGUACGUUUAACCCUCCAAAAUGGUGAAAUGACGGAACAGAUGACAUGAAAGGAAAUUUUAAUGUAAAGGUUUUAUAAAACUGUGUGGAUAGACUGAUGUUAUCGUAUAAUAAUCAUCGAAACGGGGAUAUACUGAAAAUUAGUGGAAAAACGCUUUGCACCUAACCAAGAAACGGCCAGAUAUCAGAUAUCCAGGCAUUUCAUCUUACUAAUUUUCAAUUAUAUUUAUUACCAAGUGCUGCUGAACCUCGAAAUUUGAAGUGUGUUAAAUAGUCAAGUGGUGAAAUUAAUGGAAAGUGAAGGUUUGAUCAAACUGAUUGGUAAAUGAUUUGUCGCAUUGGCUUUCAAACAGGAAUCUAUCCUAACACACAAUAACAUGGAAAAAUUCGCAGUUGAUCUUGACAAAGUCCUCGAUGAUUUUGAGUUCCAUGAAGAUUGUGCAGAACAAGUAGCAUCGAUCGCUCCGAAGAAUGUGUCCCUUCUCGAUCAAAGAGUUAAGGAUCAAGAAUUACCCCGCCACGAGGUUAAAACUAUACCAUAUGUUGAUGAAGCGACAGGUCGGCAAGCCAAGGGUAUUAUCCGCGAAACAAUUGAUGUACGACAAUCUGAUGAUAUGCAUAACAGUGAAACAGCCAAAAAUUUUUGUUCAUAUAAUUAUCAAAUUAUUGAUGAUAAAGGCCAAGAAAAGAAUAGAGUUGAUUUUCGCGACAAUGAUGAACAAUUUUCAUCAACAAUUCAGAACGACAUAACCGAAAAAUUGGUGCAGAAAAAACAAAAUGAUAAUCAAAUCACAACUAAAAAUCGCAAUACUUACGAUAAAAAAUUGAAUCAGCCAAAUAUAAAACCCAGUGUGAGUAAUGUUUUCAGUAGCUUGAACGAGUACAUCAAUGCAUCUACCACGAAUAUGGAAAAUAUCGGGUGCUCCAUAGAUUGUCAGAAAGAAUCAAGUGGAAAAUUGAUGGGUAAUGCAUGCGAAAUUAAGGAAACCAAAAUACCAGAGAUUAACAAAGCAAUACAUACAUUACCCGCAUAUCAAAAUAUUUUAUUACCAAUGCAGUCUCAACCAUGUUCUAGCACUGACGAUCCAGAUAAUGACACUGACACCCUUGAAUCGAACAUAUCUGUAAUUCACGAUCGCCAGCAAGACACACGGGAUUGUUCCGAUCAUAUCUAUGAAAAUAUACAAUUCGGUCGGAAUAUUCCAAUGUCGAACACAUCAAAAGUUCAGGAUACUUGGAGAUCGUCAAGUCAGGAUGAAUCGAAGCAUAUUUAUGAAAAUGUAGAUUUCAACCACUCAAACUUAGGGCAGGGUGAUAAUUUGGUUUAUGGAUGUGUUUACAUUGGCGAUAAAAAUAUGCCGGAAACAACAACUGAGCUAGAAAAAUCUUCCAAAAGAUUAACUGAACAAUUGUCAGAGAAUACUGUUUGUUCCGUUGACAAUAAAUUGAACGGACGACAGAGUGAAUCUCCUGGUAGUGUCAGUUUGACACCAAAUAUUUUUCAAAGCGUUAAUUUGAAUCUAACACCCGAGCGGAAGUCAGUCGGUUUUUCUACAAUUGAUGAUUUGUCCGAAGAGGAAUUGAAUAAAUAUCUAACAGAAUUGGAGGCCGAAGAAAGAGCCAAUGAAGAAAUAAUUUCAUAUGAGAAUCUUUCCGUAGCUGGACCAUCUUUUUCUUCUCUUCAAAAUGUAAAGGAGCAAACACCAUAUAUUUCAAGUAAUCAUGCUGAUGAAGAUGCUAAUGAAGCUCCGAUUUUUGAGAGUGUGACUAUUGGGGAGCUUCCUAGAGUACCCGAGGAAAAACUUCAAGAGAAAGCCAAGAAAUUACGGGUUAUUGAUUACAGUAAAAGUGGUACUAAUGCUGAAUCAAAUCGUUUUUUAGGAAAACAGACAUCGGAAAAGCGUCACCAUUACGCCAAAGUGAUGACGGACGUCCAGGGAAAAUUUUUACAAAGUACAGAAGUUACUAGUAAAUUAGCUGCAAAUGAGAUGGUAUCAGAGAAUGAGAGUCAACAACUACGUGAUCAGCUUAUCCAUAAUACGACGCAGGAGAAAGUAGUGAAGAUUACUCAUAUACCAGAUACGAAUAUUUCGGAGGAAGAGAGUACCCAUCAAGUGAGUAAAAAUAAUGUUAAUUCGGAGGAUGGAUACAUGACCAGUGCGUAUGCAAGUUCAAACGAAACGGAGAAUGAUUUCAAUAAAACUCAAGAGCAAAAGGCUAUUGCUAAUAACCAAAAUACCGACCAUGUCAUUGGAAAUAAUGCACCAGUUGAAGAUUCGCAGAAUAGUGAAGACAAUGUUGACAAAUCAUUGAGACCUCAGACAUUGGAUAUUGUUUCGUCCGCCAGUAUGCAGCUGUCUCCAGUAAUAAGUUCGCAAGAUAGGGCACUAAAUCUUCCUUCAAGAUCAGGGAUGUGUCCACAUGACCAUGAUAAUAUAGCAAUUGAAGAACCGAGGGAACUUCCUCAUGAACAGUCCCCAGACCCAUCUGAUCAUUCAUCGAUGGAAUUUGGCAUCGUACUUGGAAAGCAGCCACCAUUCUGGAUACCAGAUGGUGCCGCAGCUAAUUGCAUGUUAUGUGACGUGAAAUUUAAUGUCAUUAAACGUCGACAUCAUUGCCGUGCUUGUGGGAAGGUACUUUGCAAUAAAUGUUGCAGUAUGAAAUAUAAACUUGAAUAUCAAGGAAAUAUGGAUUCUCGGGUUUGUGCUCUAUGUUAUCAACAACUUAUUAGAGUUGAGGCUGAAUCAGGAGUUGGUGAAUGGUCGUCUGAGGUUUCAAAUAAUGUUGAUGGAGGCAUUAAUUCACCACAGGGACGACAGCCCAAUCCAAAUAAUCCAAUGGAGUAUUGUUCAACAAUACCACCUUUGCAACAGUUAGCUGGGAACUUACCGCUGCCUCCAACUGUCAUGGUACCUGUUGGUGUUCUCAAACGUGAAGGAAGUACGAAACAGCGAGCUGAGGGGCAGAAGUCAGUCAUGUUCAGUGAUGGAAUAAGGCCUGGCUGUGACCUGACAGAGCUCGAUACUUCAUGGAACUUGAAGCCGCCUUAUCGAAAAUCAGGCACCAAACGAAUACCUUCGCCAGGACAUCAUAUAACACAAGCAAUAAAACGCCAAAAUCUUCCACCAUUAGAUCUACAUACCAAUAGUUACAUACCGAAAGACACAAACAUGCUACCUCCGACAGUAACUAUUCAUAAAGGCCAAAUUAAUUAUCAAGAAGUUGUGGACUUAGCUGCAGUGAACGAAUUACUUAAAAAUGAGAACGAGCCACCUGUCAUGUUUGCCAUCAACCGCAAUCUUUAUGCUUAUGCAAAGAUGACGAAUUGGAGGUGA
Fopius arisanus is the source of this 3531-nucleotide messenger RNA. Its product is annotated as early endosome antigen 1. NCBI's taxonomy places the organism in Eukaryota, Metazoa, Arthropoda, Insecta, Hymenoptera, Braconidae. Gene Ontology annotation, molecular function: metal ion binding. The transcript has 9 exons. The coding region runs from base 574 to 3531 and encodes 985 amino acids. The record is from RefSeq and is a predicted model, not a curated record. Gene Ontology annotation, biological process: endosomal transport. Gene Ontology annotation, cellular component: early endosome membrane.